Messenger RNA from Balaenoptera musculus (blue whale), 285 nucleotides. Its product is annotated as keratin-associated protein 17-1. The record is from RefSeq and is a predicted model, not a curated record. The transcript has a single exon. NCBI's taxonomy places the organism in Eukaryota, Metazoa, Chordata, Mammalia, Artiodactyla, Balaenopteridae. Bases 1 to 285 code for a protein of 94 amino acids.
AUGGGGUGCUGCCCAGGGGAUUGCUUCACCUGCUGUCCUCAAGAGCAAGACGGCUGUGAAGUGUGCUGUUGUCAGCCCUCCUGCUGUGGCUGCUCCGGGCCGUGCUGUGGUUCCUGCUGCGGCUGUGACUCUGGCUGCGGAAGUUGCGGGCCCUCCUGCUGCGGAUCUGGCUACGGGGGCUGCGGAGGUUGCUGCAGCAGCUGCUGUGGAUCUAGUUGCUGUGGCCCCUCUGGGUGCUGCGGCCCUGUGUGCUGCCAACCCAGGCCUGUCUGCGAGAUCAGAUGA